This is a messenger RNA of Cercocebus atys (sooty mangabey), 6207 nucleotides long. It is a transcript of the gene TGFBR2, whose product is annotated as transforming growth factor, beta receptor II (70/80kDa). The coding region runs from base 1979 to 3655 and encodes 558 amino acids. The transcript is spliced from 8 exons. Gene Ontology annotation, biological process: protein phosphorylation; cellular response to growth factor stimulus; transforming growth factor beta receptor signaling pathway. Gene Ontology annotation, cellular component: signaling receptor complex; plasma membrane. Gene Ontology annotation, molecular function: activin receptor activity; activin binding; metal ion binding. The record is from RefSeq and is a predicted model, not a curated record. NCBI's taxonomy places the organism in Eukaryota, Metazoa, Chordata, Mammalia, Primates, Cercopithecidae.
AUCCGCCCGCCUGGGCCUCCCAAAGUGCUGGGAUUACAGGUGUGAGCCACUGAGCCCGGCCCAGUUUGGCUUUUGAAGGGGACAAUUUGAAAACUUACAGGGGGUAAGAUUCUCUUCCUCGUCCAUUACAUCAGGAUUACUUCUGCCUUUUACUUGCCAGUCAGCUUUUUAGGUCUUAGCACUCAACAAGGAGCAACUGUCCUCUUGGGUGUAGUCAAUGUAGUCUACUUAUGGCCUCCUGCUUAGACUCUUAAGGGUUCCCUAGCAUCUGUGUUUUGUUUAUAGGUUUGAAGCUAUCGUCAAUAGACGAGAUUUAGUUUCAGGGCCCGUACCUAUGACUGGGGAGAUUCUAUCUGGGAAAGGUCAAGACAUGCAACUCUUUUUUUUUUUUUUCUUCUCUUUUCUGAGGGACUAUUUUCCUCCAAUUUUUUUCAGCUCUACAACUAAAAUAUAAGUCUAGUGUAUGAACACAACUGGCCACUGUCCUGGGCCUUAGAUGGCACUCUGCUAUCAUUCUUCUCUGGUCAGAGCCGUGCCUAUGGGGUGAGGUGACUUUUGGGCCUUCCAGUCUUACUCUCUUUUCGUUUUUAGACCAUGAUUUGGUUACCUGGGAACCCAAAUUCACUGCCCAGAAGGCCCUGAACUGGUAUCUGCAGUUGGCAUGGAUCCUUGAAGCCAUCUUCCUGAAGGCCAUCAUUGCUACUGAUUGUGCAAUCUCUGCCUGAGGGUCGGUCAAGGGAUAGCUCUGUGUGUGUGUGUGUGUGUGUGUGUGUGUGUGUGUGAGAGAGAGAGAGAGAGAGAGAGAGAGCACUUGGGUGUCCACAUAUCACAAGGCCUCUCUUGAUGUAGGAUGCAGCAGGCAUGGGAGAGCAAGGCAAAUUCAUUACCAGGGCUCAGGAUGAUGUCUGUCUUCAAACCACCCAUUUCUGAGGAAGGACUAUGAAUAUUGUAGGAGUUCUAAAGUUGUACUUGGUCUUCCAAGACAUUGAAAAGAUAUAUUUGUCAGUCAAGGUAGAAGGAUGAAUGAAACCUAUUUUAUUGAGCAGUUCGCCACCUUGAGUUGUAACUUUAAAUGUUUUGACUUAUAGUACAUGGGCCUCUAUUUGCUCACUUGCCUUGGGCCUUCCCAUGUUGGGGAUGGGUCUGCAGCAGCAACAUUCCUUUGCAGAGAUGUUGGGUAGAAAUUAGUUUUGGUUAAUUGUAUCAUUUUUUUCCCUGGAACAGACAGCACUGAACAUUAAAGAAAAAGAUAAGAGUUACUCCGUAGACAUAGUGCUGUAUUUCCUUUGGGAAAUGUAGUUUUUCUUAGUUUGUGUUGUCCUAAAGCGAACUUUAGCUCUAUACUUUUUUUUCUUUGUCUUUUAUUUAUUUAUUUUUAUUUUUAGAUUUCCUAGUGCCCUAGUUGCAUUUCUUCUGUGUAUUGAGAGACCACCAGGGCAAGGCAAAGUUUAUCUGAAUGUUUUUUCCUCCUAUUGUAAAUAUUUUAUUUGAACCAUCCAUGGUUCAAAUAAAAAAGAGGCUUGGUUCUUCUCAGGCCUCUUUAAAGAAAACAAGGAAAAAGGCUUCCCAGUGCUUUAGAAGAUAUAAGAUUGUUAAAACUUCAUUUUAGAGAACCAGGGAUUUGGCUGAACUAACAUGAAUGCCUUUGAAAGAAGAUAUGGGUUGGGUGCAUAUUUUCAGUAUGUGCUGCAGCAGCUCUUAAUUAAAGUAUAAAUCAUUACAAAGUCUUCAUUUCGUAUGGGGUGAUAAUACUGCUGCUCUGUGAAUGACUACCUGUCACGCCCAAACCCUGCAAACUUUUCUACAUAGGGAAAUGGAAUUGGGCUUAUGCCGCCUGUAGCUUUUACUCAAGAGACUUCAUGGACUGAUUUCCCAAUAAUCAUAAUAGCUACCAUUUAUUGAGGUCUUGCUACUACUUGGAUCAUGCUGAGUACUUCAAGUGUAUUAACCCUCAAAAACAACUUUACAAGAUGUGGAAAUGGAGGCCCAGAAAGGUGAAAUGAUCUGCCCCAGCUGUAAUAGGACUGCCCAUCCACUGAGACAUAGUAACAAUGACAUGAUGGUCACUGACAACAAUGGUGCAGUCAAGUUUCCACAACUGUGUAAAUUUUGUGAUGUGAGAUUUUCCACCUGUGACAACCAGAAAUCCUGCCUGAGCAACUGCAGCAUCACCUCCAUCUGUGAAAAGCCACAGGAAGUCUGUGUGGCUGUAUGGAGAAAGAAUGACGAGAACAUAACACUAGAGACAGUUUGCCAUGAUCCCAAGCUCCCCUACCAUGACUUUAUUCUGGAAGAUGCUGCUUCUCCAAAGUGCAUUAUGAAGGAAAAAAAAAAGCCUGGUGAGACUUUCUUCAUGUGUUCCUGUAGCUCUGAUGAGUGCAAUGACAACAUCAUCUUCUCAGAAGAAUACAACACCAGCAAUCCUGACUUGUUGCUAGUCAUAUUUCAAGUGACAGGCAUCAGCCUCCUGCCACCACUGGGAGUUGCCAUAUCUGUCAUCAUCAUCUUCUACUGCUACCGCGUUAACCGGCAGCAGAAGCUGAGCUCAUCCUGGGAAGCUGGCAAGCCACGGAAGCUCAUGGACUUCAGCGAGCACUGUGCCAUCAUCCUGGAAGACGACCGCUCCGACAUCAGCUCCACAUGCGCCAACAACAUCAACCACAACACAGAGCUGCUGCCCAUUGAACUGGACACCCUGGUGGGGAAAGGUCGCUUUGCUGAGGUCUAUAAGGCCAAGCUGAAGCAGAACACUUCAGAGCAGUUUGAGACAGUGGCAGUCAAGAUCUUUCCCUACGAGGAGUAUGCCUCUUGGAAGACGGAGAAGGACAUCUUCUCAGACAUCAACCUGAAGCAUGAGAACAUACUCCAGUUCCUGACAGCUGAGGAGCGCAAGACGGAGUUGGGGAAACAGUACUGGCUGAUCACUGCCUUCCAUGCCAAGGGCAACCUGCAGGAGUACCUGACGCGGCAUGUCAUCAGCUGGGAGGACCUGCGCAAACUGGGCAGCUCCCUCGCCCGGGGCAUUGCUCACCUCCACAGUGAUCACACUCCGUGCGGGAGGCCCAAGAUGCCCAUCGUGCACAGGGACCUCAAGAGCUCCAAUAUCCUCGUGAAGAACGACCUGACCUGCUGCCUGUGUGACUUUGGGCUUUCCCUGCGUCUGGACCCUACUCUGUCUGUGGAUGACCUGGCUAACAGCGGGCAGGUGGGAACUGCAAGAUACAUGGCUCCAGAAGUCCUAGAAUCCAGGAUGAAUUUGGAGAAUGUAGAGUCCUUUAAGCAGACCGACGUCUACUCCAUGGCUCUGGUGCUCUGGGAAAUGACAUCGCGCUGUAAUGCGGUGGGAGAAGUAAAAGAUUAUGAGCCUCCAUUUGGUUCCAAGGUGCGGGAGCACCCCUGUGUCGAAAGCAUGAAGGACAACGUGUUGAGAGAUCGAGGACGACCAGAAAUUCCCAGCUUCUGGCUCAACCACCAGGGCAUCCAGAUGGUGUGUGAGACGUUGACUGAGUGCUGGGACCACGACCCGGAGGCCCGCCUCACAGCCCAGUGUGUGGCAGAACGCUUCAGUGAGCUGGAGCACCUGGACAGGCUCUCGGGGAGGAGCUGCUCCGAGGAGAAGAUUCCUGAAGACGGCUCCCUAAACACUACCAAAUAGCUCUUCUGGGGCAGGCUGGGCCAUGUCCAAAGAGGCUGCCCCUCUCACCAAAGAACAGAGGCAGCAGGAAGCUGCCCCUGAACUGAUGCUUCCUGGAAAACCAAGGGGGUCCCUCCCCUCCCUGUAAGCUGUGGGGUAAGCAGAAACAACAGCAGCAGGGAGUAGGUGACAUCGAGCAUUCUAUGCCUUUGACAUUGUCAUAGGAUAAGCUGUGUUAGCACUUCCUCAGGAAAUGAGAUUGAUUUUUACAACAGCCAAUAACAUUUGCACUUUAUUAAUGCCUGUAUAUAAAUAUGAAUAGCUAUGUUAUAUAUAUAUAUAUCUAUAUAUCUAUAUAUGUCUAUAUCUCUAUAUAUAUAGCCAUACCUUGAAAAGAGACAAGGAAAAAGAUCAAAUAUUCCCAGGAAAUUGGUUUUAUUGGAGAGCUCCAGAACCAAGUAGAGAAGGAAGGGACCCAUGACAGCAUUAGCAUUUGACAAUCACACAUGCAGUGGUUCUCCGACUGUGUAACAGGGAACUUUGCAUGAGGCAAGAGGCUGCACGUCUCACAGCCAGCUAUGACCACAUUGCACUUGCUUUUGCAAAAUAAUCAUUCCCUGCCUGGCAGUUCUCUUCUGGCCAUGGAACUAAGUACAGUGGCACUGUUUGGGAACCAGUGUUCCCGGGGUUCCUGUGUGCCCUUGUUUCUCCUGGACUUUUCAUUUAAGCUGCAAGCAGCACAUCUGCGGGGGCUAGUUUAGAAAUUUCCCUCAACCUAGUUUAGAAACUCUACCCUGUCUUUACUACCUUGAAUGUUUUGAGCCCCACUUUUUACCCUCAUGAGUUGCAGAAAAAUCAGAACAGAUUUCCCCAUCCAUGCGAUUGCCCCACCAUCUACUAAUGAAAAAUUGUUCUGUUUUUUUUCAUCUUUCCCCUGCACUUACGUUACUAUUCUCUGCUCCCAGCCUUCAUCCUUUUCUAAAAAGGAGCAAAUCCCCACUCUACGCUUUAUCAUGUUUACUUUUUCAUUACACUUGACUUGAUUCUCUAGUUUUCUAUACAAACACCAAUGGGUUCCAUCUUUCUGGGCUCCUGAUUGCUCAAGCACAGUUUGGCCUAAUGAAGGGGAUUUCAACUACACAAUACUAUCAUUGUCAGGACUAUGACCUUGGGCACUCUGAACAUAUGUUUUGUUUGGUCAGCACAGCGUUUCAAAAAGUGAAGCCACUUUAUAAAUACGUGGAGAUUUUGCAGGAAGAUCUGGAUCCCCAGGUAAGGAGAGCAGAUGGCUUUCAGUGAUCUCCAGUCCAUGUUCAGAAAAUGUGAAGGUGUGGAGACAUUUAAAAGCUGCCUCACUUCUCACUGUAAACAUUAGCUCUUUCCACUGCCUACCUGGACCCCCGUCUAGGAAUUAAAUCUCCACCUAACCAAGGUCCCUUGUAAGAAAUGUCCAUGCAAGCAGUCAUUCUCUGGGUAUAUAGUACGAUUUUGACUACCUUAUCUGGUGUUAAGAUUUGAAGUUGGCCUUUUAUUGGACUAAAGGGGAACUCCUUUAAGGGUCUGUUAGCCCAAGUUUCUUUUGCUUAUAUGUUCAUAGUUUUACCCUCUGCCUUGGAGAGAAGAGCGCUUUACUCCCAGAAGCUUUCCUCGUGGUUCCUGUUGUCUCCAUCAUGCCAGCCUUCCCAACCUUUGCAGAAAUUACUAGAGAGGACUUGAAUGUGGGACACGGAAAUCCCAUUUGCAGUUAGGAAAUUUGUGUCCACAAGGACAAGAACAAAGUAUGAGCUUUGAAACUCCAUAGGAAACAUGUUAAUCAGCAAAGAAGUGUUAAUGCUGCAAGUAAUCUUUUUUUAAAACUGUUUUUGAAGCUACUUAUUUUCAGCCAAAUAGGAAUAUUAGAGAGGGACUGGCAGUGAGAAUAUCAGCUCUGUUUGGAUGUUGGAAAGUCUCAUUUUAUUGAGAUUGUUAGGAUACAUGCGGAAGUUUGGAAUUAGGCAGAACCUCCGGGCACCUUACUCAGUGUGAGUGGGCUGAGAGUUAGACAGUGUGGCUGCAGGAGCAUAGAGGCGCCUAGAAAUUCCACUUGCGCCGUAGGGCAUGCCGAUACCAUCCCAAUCGCUGUUGCUCAUUGACCUCUAGUGGUGAGUUUCUAGAAUACUGGUCCAUUCAUGAGAUAGUCAAGAUUCAAGAGUAUUCUCACUUCUGGGUUAUCAGCAUAAACUGGAAUGUAGUGUCAGACAAUACUGUGGCUUGUUUUGUUUAUGUUUUUUUUUUUUUUCUUAUUCAAGAAAAAAGACCAAGGAAUAACAUUCUGUAGUUCCUAAAAAUACUGACGUUUUUCACUACUAUACAUAAAGGGAAAGUUUUAUUCUUUUAUGGAACACUUCAGCUGUACUCAUUUAUUAAAAUAGGAAUGUGAAUGCUAUAUACUCUUUUUAUAUCAAAAGUCUCGAGCACUUAUUUUCAUUCUAUGCAUUGUUUGUCUUUUAUAUAAAUAAAAUGUUUAUUACAUUGAAUAAAGCAAAAUACUCAGGUGAGCAUCCUGCCUCCUGUUCCCAUUUCUAGUAACUAAA